AUGCCUUUUUCUUUCGCGUUGUUAUUGGGUGGCGGUGGGGCGUUGUUGAGUUCUCGCGUGGCCGCCCAAACUAUUCCAGCUAUUCCAGCAGUGUUACCUGUGAAUUGGACGUCUGUGGGGUGCUUUAGUGACAUCUCGACAUCGCGUACUUUGGCUGCUACUUCAUUGGUUCAAGACCCUAUGACUAUUGAGACUUGUAUCAGUUUCUGUGACUCUGGCGGGUUUUUGUUCGCGGGAGUUGAAUUCGGACAUUGCGAUUCGACGAUUCAAAUUCCAAGUACGGCAGAACCAGCGACAGAUUGUAACAUGGCAUGCAGCGGGAAUGCUAGCGAACUUUGUGGUGGACCUAUCCGUCUAAACAUCUUCCAAAGCAACAGGCCCCCUCCUGUUAUCGUUCAGAACAUUACAACUGGAACGGGUCUAUGGACGUACCAAGGAUGUUUCACGGAUUCUCCUCAGGCAAGAACUCUGGGAACAGGCGCGAACAUCCCACUUGGUACGACUCCUGAAUCUUGCGCUGCUGCAUGUUUGGCACAAGGCGGAUUCACAUUUGCGGGUGUUGAAAAUGGACACGAAUGCUGGUGCGACAACACAGUCCAUGCACCAACACAACGGGUCGGAGACGCAGAUUGCCGCCAAAUCUGCCAGGUGAAUCAUGCUGAAUACUGCGGGAAUGCGAAUCGCGUGGCGGUGUAUGAGUUCUCGCCGACUGGGAAGCCGCCUGGUCCGCAAGUUUGUUUGGACACAAACUUGGCGAAUUUUACGUUGAGGGCGCAGUUCAAGAACCCUCCCAUUACUGGGCCAUCUAGCGUUCCUCUCAAGGUUGUGGCUGUGGAAAUUGUGAAGAAUGUUGUGUGGACCGUUCUUUCUGCAUGCACGACGUGCUGCUCGGAAUGGCCGUCCAUCAGCCUCUCGAACUCGAUUAUCAGCCCGCAUUCAGUAGUUGUUUCAACUCAGCAAAUGACAUCUACUUUUACAAAUGACGGUGAAUCUCCUAACUUUGUUGCUUCUGUACCUGCAUUCGCAGGCUCUCAGGCAUACUGCACCAUGACCGAUCCUACGGCCCCCGUCGGCAGCCCACCGAUUCUGGCCUUUAAUGGACAAGCCAAUGCGUUUUCUCUUUGCACCAAUACGAGUGCUAACGCACGUGUGGAUCUUGUCUUCUCUCCUGUCACAGAUACAUCCGGACCCACAACGUACAAGACAAGCCCAGACCCCCAGACCGGAUGCUCGGGAGGCGGCAUCAUCGUCUACAUCGUUGAGCCAUCGGAUGUUGUGGGCCAUAUCCGCGUCGGAACCCGUCCGGGGUCGCAUGAAUCGGCAUGA
Molecule: messenger RNA, 1326 nt
Organism: Psilocybe cubensis
Lineage: Eukaryota; Fungi; Basidiomycota; Agaricomycetes; Agaricales; Agrocybaceae
Product: WSC domain-containing protein
Exons: 9
Coding region: 1-1326 (441 amino acids)
Cellular component (GO): plasma membrane
Source: RefSeq, a predicted model, not a curated record